Diospyros lotus (date-plum) is the source of this 2414-nucleotide messenger RNA. RefSeq names its product probable metal-nicotianamine transporter YSL6. The coding region runs from base 165 to 2204 and encodes 679 amino acids. The record is from RefSeq and is a predicted model, not a curated record. Gene Ontology annotation, molecular function: oligopeptide transmembrane transporter activity. Gene Ontology annotation, cellular component: vacuolar membrane. The transcript has 7 exons. Lineage: Eukaryota; Viridiplantae; Streptophyta; Magnoliopsida; Ericales; Ebenaceae.
AAAAAAAAAUAUAGAUUCCUGAUUCCCGUUGAAUAGCUCGUUUUGGAACCGUGAGAGAGAGAGAGAGAGAGAGAUCCCAAUCACCCAAGGAUCCCUUAUUCUUUCUAAAUUCUCGUGGGGUUGCGAAGGAUUCAUUCCGGAUUCGUUCAAUCUAACAAAGGAGAAUGGGGACCGUAACUCCUGCAGCAGAGGAGAUAUCAGAGCCAUUGCUUGCUGAAUCGGAGAAGAACCGGGACGUUGAGUUGGAGAGAAUCCCAGAAUGGAAAGACCAGAUCACGAUCAGGGGCUUGGUAGUGAGUGCUGUAUUAGGUACACUCUUCUGUAUCAUCACCCACAAGCUCAAUCUGACCGUCGGGAUCAUUCCGUCCCUCAACGUCGCCGCCGGAUUGCUAGGGUUCUUCUUUGUCAAGUCAUGGACUGGGUGUUUGUCCAAAUUAGGGUUUUCGAUUCAGCCCUUUACCAGGCAAGAAAAUACUGUGAUACAGACAUGCGUGGUCGCUUGUUACGGCCUCGCCUUCAGUGGGGGAUUUGGUUCAUAUAUGAUUGCCAUGGAUGAUAAGACAUACAAACUGAUUGGUGUGGAUUACCCUGGUAAUCAAGCAGAGGAUGUAAAGAACCCUGGCUUAUGGUGGAUGAUUGGCUUUUUAUUUGUUGUCAGUUUUCUUGGGCUUUUCAGCCUUGUUCCACUUCGGAAGGUUAUGGUCAUGGAUAAUAAACUGACAUACCCCAGUGGAACUGCCACAGCAAUGUUGAUAAACAGCUUCCACACAAAUACUGGAGCUGAGCUUGCAGGGAAACAAGUCAAAUGUCUUGGGAAGUAUUUGAGCAUAAGUUUAUGCUGGAGCUGCUUUAAAUGGUUCUUCAGCGGUAUUGGAGAUUCUUGUGGUUUUGAUAAUUUUCCUAGCCUUGGAUUAGCACUGUUUAAGAACACGUUUUAUUUUGACUUUAGUCCAACUUAUGUUGGUUGUGGUCUUAUAUGCCCCCAUGUAGUCAAUUGUUCAGUUCUUCUUGGUGCAAUCAUAUCAUGGGGCAUCCUUUGGCCCUUUAUAUCCAAACAUGCUGGGGAUUGGUAUCCAGCUGAUCUUGGUAGCAAUGAUUUUAAAGGUCUUUAUGGAUACAAGGUUUUCAUAGCUAUCUCACUCAUCCUUGGUGAUGGCCUUUACAAUUUGAUUAAGAUAAUAGCAAUAACUGCUAGGGAAAUGUGCAACAACAGAACCAAACAGAAGAAUCUUCCAGUAAUCCAUGAAGUCUCAGGCAUGCUUCCAGCAGAUGAUGAGAAUUCUAAAUUACUAAUGGAGCAAAGAAAACAAGAUGAGAUAUUUCUGAAAGACAGUAUUCCAUCCUGGUUGGCAGUUUCUGGUUACGUGGGCCUGGCUGCAAUGUCAAUUGUUACAAUACCAAACAUAUUUCCAUCCCUCAAGUGGUAUCUUGUUCUCUGCUCAUAUGUAAUUGCCCCUGCCCUUGCCUUCUGUAAUUCCUAUGGAACUGGGCUGACGGACUGGAAUUUGUCUUCCACUUAUGGAAAGAUUGGUCUUUUUAUUAUUGCUUCAUUGGUUGGACGUGAUGGUGGGGUAAUAGCCGGUUUAGCAGCUUGUGGAGUUAUGAUGGCUAUUGUCUCCACAGCAGCUGAUCUCAUGCAAGAUUUUAAGACUGGUUAUCUUACUCUAUCAUCAGCUAAGUCCAUGUUUGUAAGCCAGUUGAUUGGAACAGCCAUGGGUUGUGUCAUUGCCCCACUCACUUUUUGGAUGUUUUGGACUGCUUUUGAUGUCGGGUCACCUGAUGGUCCAUACAAAGCACCAUACGCAGUUAUAUUCAGGGAAAUGGCUAUUCUAGGAAUUGAGGGUUUCUCUGAGCUUCCCAAGCAUUGCCUAGCCUUGUGUUGUGGGUUCUUUGUGGCAGCUCUGGUUAUAAACCUUCUGAGAGACAUGACUCCUUUAAGGAUUUCACAGUUUAUUCCCAUUCCAAUGGCAAUGGCAGUACCAUUUUACAUAGGUGCUUACUUCGCGAUUGAUAUGUUUCUUGGGACUGUGAUACUGUUCGUCUGGGAGCGAAUUAAUAGGAAAGAUGCAGAAGACUAUGCAGGGGCAGUUGCGUCAGGUUUAAUAUGUGGCGAUGGAAUUUGGACUGUACCAUCAGCAAUCCUUUCCAUUUUGAGGAUCAAUCCACCCAUCUGUAUGUACUUCGGGCCUUCCGUGAGUAGCUGAGCUGGUCGUAUGGUAAACCCCGUAGGGUGUGUAUCCUGUUUGUCCCUUUUGAACUCUCGUAAGGGUUGUUGUGAAGGAUUGUAAAUAUGUCUGAAAUGCAUGCACGAGACUGAUACAUCUCAAUUAUGCAUUUCUGAAGUUCACUCUCUUUCUCUCUCAUUUUAUUGUAUUGACAUGCGCGGAUAUUUAUCUAGUCUUAUUUUGUCUGUA